Carassius auratus (goldfish) is the source of this 1052-nucleotide messenger RNA. Its product is annotated as mesoderm posterior protein 1-like. The coding region runs from base 249 to 1052 and encodes 267 amino acids. NCBI's taxonomy places the organism in Eukaryota, Metazoa, Chordata, Actinopteri, Cypriniformes, Cyprinidae. Gene Ontology annotation, biological process: mesoderm formation; regulation of transcription by RNA polymerase II; somite rostral/caudal axis specification. The record is from RefSeq and is a predicted model, not a curated record. Gene Ontology annotation, molecular function: protein dimerization activity; RNA polymerase II cis-regulatory region sequence-specific DNA binding; DNA-binding transcription factor activity, RNA polymerase II-specific. The transcript is spliced from 2 exons. Gene Ontology annotation, cellular component: nucleus.
UGAGUGUUAUUUUACCGCUGCAGUCUCCACCUCCCAGCUGUGCCUGAAGUGAUGUGAGUCUUCCCAGAGACCCCCUGCCCCUGGUGUGAUGUCUCUCUGCCGCUUUGAAAUUCUUAAGCACCUUCUGGAGGUGCAACAUCACACCUCUUCAUCCAGGAUAUAUUGGGGUGCUGCCUCCAGCUCUCCAGCAUUCACUCAGGUACUAGAGAACAAGAAGGAAACAUCUCAACUUUGAGAAGAUCAAAACCAUGGAGUUGAACUAUUCUCUUCAUAUGCUCCAGGGAGCCAGAUGCCAGUCUGAAUAUGAGCGAUCAUCUACCACCACUGAUGCUGGGUACUUCAGUGCCUGUGGCAGUCUUUCUCCAAGUCCCUCCAUUGAUUCCGGAUGUUUUUCUCCUCCUGUGAGCUGCUGGGGAGCUGGAAGACAGCCAGAGGAUGCUGGGAAAAAUUACACUGACUGCGUACCAGCUAAAAAACCCAGAUUAGCUCUACCUGCUGAUGGAAAGAGACGUUCCAGGUCCAAAUACCCUGGAACCAAGCGUCAGACGGCCAGUGAAAGAGAGAAGCUCAGGAUGAGGGAUUUGACCAGGGCUCUCCAUCAUCUCCGAAACUACUUACCUCCUUCUGUGGCUCCUCCUGGACAAACCUUGACCAAGAUUGAGACCCUUCGCCUCACUAUUAGCUACAUCUCGUAUCUCUCUGCUCUGCUGGAACAGUCCGAGGAGACCUCCAACCAUGAAACAACACCAAGAUGCUACUCACAAGAUACCUCAGACAGGCUUCAGAAUGAUCUGCUUUCAGAAAUGUGGUGUCUGGAUGAGCAACAGGGACUUGUGCAAAAUGUCCAGCGUUGCCCAACAUUUAUGACCUUCAGUGAUUUAACACAACUGAUGGAAGACAACUUUCCUGCUACUUCACACUUCAGAGAUGCACAAUCCUAUAUGUUUCCCUGGCCUGCACAACAACACGUGAUGCUACAAUCAGCCAUCAGUAUUUCCAAUAAAGAAGACAGAGGACUGGAAAUGAGGCUACCUUACACUAAAAUCAGAUGA